UUCGGGUUUGGCAGUUUGCGUGAGUGCGACAACUCUCUCAGUUGCGCCAUGUAUGUCCUUCUCCUGUUCGGGGCGCUCGCCUCCAUUCUUGCUUCGAUCUUCCUCUCCGGAACCGCCAGCGUAAACAAUCUGGUGAACUGGCAGUCACCCUUCGUGACUAAACUGGGCUGGCUGGGAAGCUCCAAGUCCCUUCCAUCGGUCUCCGUGCCCGCAAAUUGGAACGGCUUCGGCUACCUCUUCAACAUCACAGUCGGCACCCCGCCGCAGAGCCUGACCGUACUGAGCGACUGGGCCUGGGUGACGCUGUUCACGCGCAGCGCCCGCUGCGAGGGACGCUACGACCCAGCCCACUGCGUCGCCGCGGGCCAGAGCUACUUCGACGAGCGCGCCUCGACGAGCUACAGCAACCAAACCAUCCUCCCGCGCCUCCGGUGGGACACGAGCCUCUACUCGCCCGACUUCACCGUCAACUACGCCACCGACACAGUCUGCAUCAACCACCCCGACAACACCUCCCACAUCUGCACCACCCCAUCCACCACAAUCCAAGUCUCCGACUUCCCCUUCGCGGGCCAUUACGUGCCCCCCGUCCCGUUCGGGGGCAUCUUCGGCCUCGCGCCGGUCAUCCCCGGCCUGAACGCGACCUACCACCCGACGCACUACCAAGCCUGGAAACAGGGCCGCGCGGGCGCGCAGAUCGGGUUCAACAGCUGCGCCAAGCUCUCGUCCAAGAGAUUCUGCCACGGCGGCGACGCCAAGUUCGUCUUCGGGGGCACGGACCCGUCCCUGUACGACGCCGACCAGGUGAUCUGGUAUCCCAUCGUCACGCCGCCGUGGCUCGGCGACGAGAUGUUCCUGCCCAUCAAGCCCUCGAUCUGGAACUUCUGGGCCACGCGCUGGACGGGGGGGUGGAUCGUCGAGCCCGAGCCCCGCCCCGACGGCGAGAAGCGGUGGUCGUCGUCGUCGUCGUCGUCGUCGCCGACCAACUACGCCUUGAUCACCCCGCUCGCGGUGCUGGACGACGGCUCCGAGGGGCUGGGCGUCCCCGUGACGGCGCGCCAGUACGCGGAGCUGGUGCGGCGGACCGGCGGCCGGAAGGCGGAUGCGGCGACGCGCGCGGCGAUCGCGGCCCAGUGGACGUCGAGCACGACGGGCAUGGCCACGCAGGAUUGGUAUGUGGUUGACUGCGCGACGGACGGCCGUCCGGAGCUGGUGUAUGAGUUCGAUCGCCGCGGGAAUUACUCGGUCGGAGCCCAGGAGUACGUGCAGAAGAUCUAUGAGACUGGGGAGUGCUAUCUCAAUGCCCACGUGUGGGAGCAUAGUCGUACGGAGAGCGGGGAUGCGACGGUGAUUUCGGUGGGGGAUGGGAUUCUGAAGGGGUUGUAUGUCGUGUUGGACUUUGAGAGGAAUGUGUUUGGGUUGGCGCCGUUGAAGAGGGUAUAA
Aspergillus aculeatinus CBS 121060 is the source of this 1443-nucleotide messenger RNA. RefSeq names its product eukaryotic aspartyl protease. Gene Ontology annotation, molecular function: aspartic-type endopeptidase activity. The transcript has 2 exons. The record is from RefSeq and is a predicted model, not a curated record. The coding region runs from base 49 to 1443 and encodes 464 amino acids. Gene Ontology annotation, biological process: proteolysis. Lineage: Eukaryota; Fungi; Ascomycota; Eurotiomycetes; Eurotiales; Aspergillaceae.